AUGGUGAGGAACUAUUAUAAACCACACAUUUCACAAUCUGUUCUCCAAGUCCGCGACAUAAAUCUGCUAUUGCUCAACGAGGCCCCCGACGACGACCUCCUCCUCGUCUCUCUCCUCUGGUCUCGCGAUGCGCCGCGUUUAUCUGAAACUACUCGCCAUCUCCAUCUCAUCGCUCUACCGCGCGCACUCUUCUCUGUCAAUCUGCAGACCUGCAAACAGCUCAAAGCUUCUGUACAUCCAUUCUCAAUCGGCGAUUCUCUCGGGCACAGUUUUUGCGUCAUCUUAGCGUCCUCAUCCGCGCAUGAACUCAGGUCAAUAUACAUGGAGGAUAUGGAGCAUCUCAUCUACGCCGCCCCACGUGUCGGCAAUGCACUUACAGAGCUCGAGCGACUGGAGGACAUCCAUCUGUAUGGUGUCAGUAAUCUUGUGCGGGAGAUACUCCCCAGCUUCCGCAGCCAGGCGGGCCAAGUCACUCUCGCAGGCCCCUAUAGUCCUCGGAGUCCUAAACCGUUCUUUCAUUUCUCUGAGCUCACUUUGCAACGUGCGCAUACUAUCGAUGUCGAACGGGUUGCAAUUGUAGAAUCACCCUCGAGCUCGUUCUCCCUCAAAGUGUUGGCGUUUGCUUCUCAGUAUGCCGCCCUCUCCCUAGUACCUGGUCUCCCCUCCUGUCUCGCUCGCCGUAAAUAUGCCGGUUUUUGUUGGUCGUGUUGGCCCUAG
Sparassis crispa is the source of this 717-nucleotide messenger RNA. RefSeq lists its product as hypothetical. Bases 1 to 717 code for a protein of 238 amino acids. The record is from RefSeq and is a predicted model, not a curated record. The transcript has 2 exons. Lineage: Eukaryota; Fungi; Basidiomycota; Agaricomycetes; Polyporales; Sparassidaceae.